Molecule: messenger RNA, 345 nt
Organism: Verticillium nonalfalfae
Lineage: Eukaryota; Fungi; Ascomycota; Sordariomycetes; Glomerellales; Plectosphaerellaceae
Exons: 3
Coding region: 1-345 (114 amino acids)
Source: RefSeq, a predicted model, not a curated record
AUGGCGCCCGCAAGGUCCCAUCAGGACGAAGGCUCGGACGCCCCGCAGUCUGGAACAUUGUCCGCCUCCCCGACGGCCGCAGCCACCGUUGCUGACGACAGCACAAACGGUGGACGUGAACGUGAGAAUAGAACUGGAAAUGCAGAGGGACAGCGUGGUGCCGGUGCUGGCGCCGGUGACAUUGCCCAGGCCUACAAAGACCUGACCAGGGGUGAGCAGGCCGCCACGGCCCUCGAAGCCAACCUUGCAAAGCUGGAAAGCAGGCUCGACGAGCUGCUGGCCGGUUUCGAGACUGACGAGCUGCGGAAUGCCUCCUCGGGCGGCAAGGGUCCCGCUGAGAAGUGA